AAGUGUUGCAGAAGUUUCCCAACGCAGGUAAACGACUCCUCCGCGCGGUGACGCCAUGGGGAUGGGCAGGUCACGUGGUAUUGUCUGAGGGAAACCUGUAGUCUAAUGUUACUGAUAUGGACGAGAGAGAGGAGAGAAGGAAGUGAAGCCGAAAAGAAAUCAGCUGCUGUUAAUCACAACCUGCUGCAGCCAAGUUGUCAGGAUUACCCACAAAACGUCUAGAGAUAGCUAUUCUCCAACACACUGAGCUUUCAUACAAGGUUUGCAUUCUGACCUGCAAGCCAAUAUUGAGUCAAAGAAUUUGGCUGAUUGGUUGUCAAGAAUGUGUUUUUGUGCUGUGUGCAGCAGGCAAUGGUAAGUCGAGCAAUUCUGGGGAUGUUGCACAACAAUUACAACGGCAGCGUGGAAAUUGAUUCUCUGUAUUUGGUUGCAGCACAAAAAUGCAUUCUUGACUCGGCUUGCAUGGGUACUAUCUUCACUCACGAUGGCUUUGGCUGAAGGGUGUUUCCUGAGGUGACAGUAGGAACUGAUGGGGGACCAUCACCAUCCUCAUGUCCUAUGGUGGAGGCUUUUACGGACGCACUGAGCGUGUCCGCCAGGCGCCGCAGUAUGACCAGGUUACCGAAGACUUCUUACCUCCACCAGACCCCUACGACCUGCAAUCCCUGAGAGAACAUCUAGCAAAGAGCGCCGACCCACUUCCUCCUCCGCCUUUGCCAGACCAGCCCCCCGUCGGCCCUGAAUUAGAUCCCAGCGGCAGCGAGGAAAACGCAGACCCUGAACAAGACCCUGCCAUUGACAUCAAACCAGUCCAUCGCUUUAUCCCUGACUCCUGGAAGGACUUCUUCAGAGGGAGCAACCGCAGCAGCAAGAAGGCGUGGUCUAUGCCUGCAUCCUCAAACAACAACAACAACAGCACCUCUGAGGGGGUACGCUGUUCCCCCCCGCAUUCUCCCUCUCUUCCUGGAUCUUACCGGGACCCCUAUGGUGGCCCAGGCAGCAGCUACAACUCACACAAGGAGCUUCUGGAAGGACAGGACGUCCAUGAGUCGGUGUCUGGGCGCACACACCACACAGGUCUAACAUACAGCGAGAGGGUGGAGGAGUACCACCAGCGCUAUGCCUACAUGAAGUCGUGGGCUGGCCUGCUGAGGAUUCUGGGCUGUGUGGAGCUGCUGCUUGGAGCAGCUGUAUUCGCCUGUGUCUGCGCUUACAUCCACAAGGACAAUGAGUGGUACAACAUGUUUGGGUACUCGUCUCCUGGAGGAGCAUAUGGAUCAGGUAUGUAUGGCUCAGGAUUAGGUGGGACUUACUACACUGGUCCCAAGACCCCGUUUGUGCUGGUGGUGGCGGGGCUGGCGUGGUUGGGGACUGUGAUUCUACUGGUGCUGGGGAUGACCAUGUACUACCGUACCAUCCUGCUGGACUCCAACUGGUGGCCCCUGACAGAGUUCAUCAUAAACCUGGCUCUGGCUGUGCUGUACAUGGCAGCAGCUAUCGUCUAUGUCCAAGACACCACCCGUGGGGGGCUCUGUUUUUAUCCCGUCUUCAAUAACGGCAUCAAUGGGUUGUUCUGCAGAACAGAAGCUGGUCAGACUGCUGCCAUAAUCUUUCUGUUCGUCACUAUGGUGGUGUAUCUGAUCGGAGCUAUUGUAUGUCUCAAGCUGUGGAGACACGAAGCAGCGCGGCGGUAUCGUGAACGGUACGGUCUGGAGGUGCAGCCCUCUGAGAUGCGAGCUGUGCAGUCAUUGAUGGUCCCUGAUUCUGCUUCAGCUCUCAAGAAUCCAGAGCAGGUUCACGGUUCCUCUGUCAUUCCCAUCCAAGCUCCAACAAAAGCAGUUCCUGCAAAGUUUGUGCAGGGAGCGAUACCAUCAGGAUACAUCCCUAAGCCCGUCAUUGUGCCUGAUUACCUUGCGAAGUACCCAGCAAUCCGUUCUGAUGAAGAGCGAGACCAGUACAGAGCUGUGUUUAAUGACCAGUACGCAGAGUACAAAGAGCUCCACUCUGAUGUGCAGGCCACCCUAAAGAAGUUUGAUGAGAUGGACGCCAUGAUGCGUGGUCUACCUCAGCACCCCAGCACCCAAAUGGAGGUGGAACGCAUCAACAAAAUCCUGCAGGACUACCAGAAGAAGAAAAAUGACCCAACAUUUCUGGAGAAGAAGGAGCGCUGUGAGUACCUGAAGAGCAAACUGUCACACAUAAAGCAGAGGAUACAGGAAUAUGAUAAGGUCAUGGAGUGGAAUGAUGGAUACAGCUAGACCCAGAAGUGAAGCUGCACUAGUAGAAGAAAACAAUGUUAAUGUGGCUGCUGAAGCCCAGUCCAAACUAAAAAGGAGAAUCUUCCUGCUGCCGAGUUUGUUUUGUAUGUGUACAGCACUCUUCUGUGUGAAUUCUGUCAGACUGUUUCUGUUUCCACGUUUUUAAAGCUCACAGGUGGAACAGACACAAGUACUUGUACUGUGUUGCUUCAUAUAUUUAUAUCUGGUUAAUUUAGUUUAGCAAACUGACAGGAAGUGGUCAUCGUGGAUCUGACAGUAACAAUAUCCCAAAUCAUCGGUCUUCAGAGCUUUCUGUCACCCCAAAGUUAUCAUCACCUCUAACUUGUUUAUUUAGUAUUUCCAGUUUUGCUGUGCUGUUAUGCAAACACCAUUAACUUUAUAUUAUCUCGUUAUACCUGCUGUUGAUCAGGUGUUGGUCACCUAAAACAAACGUAGAACAAUUAAGAUGUAGAAAUUUGGGAUGCACCGAUCAGGUUUUUUGCUGCCGAUCACCGAUACCAAUAUCAAAGAAUGCUGAUCACCGAUACCGAUCACGUGGAUUGGCCAGAAAUUUUCUACAACAUUAUAAUGAGUGCUACAAACUACAUAAUCUAGAAAUAAAGGAAAUGUAACCUAAUCUAAAAUGGUCUGUAUUAGGGUUGUCACGGUGAGAAAAUUGAACCUCACGGUUAUUGUGACCAAAAUUACCACAGUUUUCGGUAUUAUCGUGGUAUUUUUUUAAACGUGCUACAUUUUCACACGAUUAAAUAAACCCUGUAUGUCAGGAAAUAUUGUCCUCAGUUUGUGUCUAAAUUUUGCCUAAAAUGUGUUAUUUUGUAAUUAUGUUGUUUAUUUGUUUACAUUUUUCCCCUUUAGUCUUUAAAUUACCAAUAUUUGCCCAUAACUUCUUAUUUUAUGUCUGUUUGAUGUCAUCGUUUUAAAAAUAUCAGAUGUUACUAAGUACUCAAGUAGCCUUCUAAUCAGAUACUUUUUUACCCUUACUUGAGUAAUAAACCCUAUAUCAGGAAAAUAUUUUCCUCGGUUUGUGUCCUUCCAGUGAGCUUUGCAGAUGUGGGAAAAUGUCAUCAGGCAGUAAUAAUUGUUAAAUUCAUAAUUAUUCUCGGAGAGAGACCAACUCAUAUCUGCCCCUGGGAGCCCCGUAACGCAUAGCGUAAUUUCAACAUGGGGGUGUCCGUGACACGGUUUAUAUGCAGGUAGCGGCGCUGCGGCUGCUUUAUAUAGCGACUCAUUGCAUUCUCCCUCAACCCAAAUCCUCGGAUCACGCAUUUUAGCUAAAACGCUAACGUUAGCUUGCCUUGCGUUGACUGUAGAGUUGUGGGCGAUGGUCACGCAGAUGUGUCAUGAGAUUUGAAGCGUUGCUGCCUUUCACAGACACUUUUUCUGCACGUGCUGCAAACAGGAUAGUCGCCUUCUAUAAACUCCCUCGGCAUUCUUCAAAUAUCUAAUAUAUGCCCGUACUUCCCACUUUGUCUUCUUUGAGGGAUAAUAAAUGUCCUCCUGAGCACUGCCGUCUCCUCCUUUGGCCAUUAUUUCAGCUUUAGCUUCAAGAAAGUUUUGGUUGUAAACAACAACACACGCAUGUGCCGCCGGCAACUUCAGCGGAUGAUACGGUGGCUGGUAAGGGUCACUGCGCCUACACCGCAGCCACGCUAAUCCACCGAGAUAAUGUAGUUUUUUAAAAAACAAGACGGUUAUUAAUAUUGUCAACUUUUUUUUACCGGGGUUUACCGCUACACCGGUUAUCGUGACAACCCUACCUGAUCGGUCUGCUUUGGUCUAUUUUGAAAACUCCGAUCAAAACUCUGGACUACAAAUGUGCUGAUUCAGAGCUGAUAACCAAGGAUCUACAUUUGCAAUUUUUUUAAACCACAGCUGGCUGGAUCCUAAAUGAAUUUCAGGUUUAGAUUACAACUCAUUAUUCUGCUGGAUGAACUGGUUUAGACAAAUCGUUAUGUUCAUUCUGUGUACAUCAAUCUCUUUAUGUUUGUGUGUGUAAUUGUUUCAGAAUUGGCUAAAGAGAAGUUAACUGAGAAAUUACUGUGAUUUAAAAAAAUAUGAUUAGUCACUCUGAGUGCAACUCAAUGUUGCAAAGCAAACAGUCAGUGGUAGAGUUGCGUUGGUGUUAGCCAAUCUGAGGUGAGCUGUCAGAGUAUCAGGAAAUAAGACUCCUAAUCCUGUCGACUUUCUCUCCUCUUCCGGCUAACUUGUAGUUCCUGAAACAGGAGAGAAAGAGCUUUUUUACCUACAGAGAUCGACUCACAUUCAUUUACUGUAAAUGUAAUGAAAAAACAAGUGAACUUGGCCUUUCUUGUUGGUUGCUGAUGAGAUGUUGUUUCCUCAGAGCCAUCCUAGCCAUUUCCUCUUGAAUUUAGUCUGUGGUUUAAAGUCACACACAUAAAUAUGGGAAUAAAUAAAUAAAAUGUGGGAAUAAAACACCCUGCUGUUGGUUUAAGUGGUCUAAAUAUGCAAUUAUUGAUGUAAACUGUGAUGUAAAACUAAUUGUAGCUGAAACCUGUAUAAUUUCACUAAAGGCACUGUUGAGAAAAGUGAAUGUUUGUGUUGGCCUUCAUGUUUCAUUGUUUUUGUUUACCUCCUGGUGACAUUACUACCAGCAAUCCUUUUGUCUUAAAUGUUCAGCCUUAUCUAAAACCACUGCUUUUAUGGCACAACACUGUUGAUGAUGGCAUUUAUUUUAAUUGCACAGUUUGUUUUUAAUGAGUCUGUCCUAUUCUGCAAGCUAAAUGUUGUUUAGUAGUUUUAAUCUGUGAUGAUUACGUUAUGCUUUGUUCUACCAUUUCACUACAUUUUGUACCUGGAUGUAAUUUAAAGAAUCUUAUGUAUAUCUUUUUUCUGAAUGACACUAAAACGUUUUAAUAACAAAACAUUUGUAUGUAUAUAAUCAUGUAAACAUGGAUGUCUUUUUUUUCUGUCAUUUUUAAGUGAUCAACUGGUGCUCUCUGUGGUCACAAUACAGGUGUGUGUGUGCAACAUUUUACCUUUUUAUCUGCAUAGAGGACUGUUUUAUUUGUCAUUUCUUUGCCAUAAAGAGAGAUUACAAAUGUAAUAUGUGUAGAAAACAGUGCAUUUGAAAAUGUUAAAACUGCCACUGGAAUAAUUUUAAAAAUAAAAUAUUCUAUCUCUUUGAA
Molecule: messenger RNA, 5425 nt
Organism: Nothobranchius furzeri (turquoise killifish)
Lineage: Eukaryota; Metazoa; Chordata; Actinopteri; Cyprinodontiformes; Nothobranchiidae
Gene: marveld2a
Product: MARVEL domain containing 2a
Biological process (GO): bicellular tight junction assembly
Cellular component (GO): apical plasma membrane; cytoplasmic vesicle; bicellular tight junction
Source: RefSeq, a predicted model, not a curated record